GUCACCAUGCAUCUGUAUGCACUGACUCUUCAGAAAGCAUCCACCAUUAAUCAUGCAAUUCAUGGUAAUUUCUCGGGCUCUAAGCAGCAGGAGAUUGUUAUCUCCAGAGGAAAGAUUAUCGAGCUUCUUCGUCCUGACCCCAACACUGGCAAGGUGUUUCCUCUGUUAGCUAUGGAAAUGUUUGGUGUUAUUAGAGAUCUUAUUGCUUUUAGACUCACUGGAGGUUCAAAGGGUGAGUAUUUGUUCCAGUUCAUGUCGCAGUUAUUAGGUUGAUUUUUUUUCUUAUUAUGAUUGGCAAAAGUCUUGGCAUGCUCCACUACUUUUUUAAUUAUAUUCUCUAACUUUCAUGUGUCUCCCCCUCUCUCUCAUUUCAGUGUUGUCUGUUGUUACAAAAUGCCCACUGAUUUCAGGGAACAAUUUUUUGGAGGGAAUGUGAAGACUUAUGAUAAUUAAUUACAAUAUAUUUGUUUAUUAUGUUGAGUGGAGGGUAGUCAACCAUCUAGUUUGGGGAGGUGUGCCAACAAUUUGUGCCACUCAUUGUAGGUUGGUUCAUAAUUUCUAUAGUUCGUUUUGGAUUUACAGCUGUAUUAGUUAGUUUGGAAAUUUAGAAUUGACCUAUAACAGAGGAAGAUUAAUUUUUUUUAUGUGAAUUAAACUAAUUGUAGUAACUGUAUCUGUAUAUGAUUUCUGGUGAUUUGCUCUGCUAGUGAACUGGCUGAUCACAAUUAAUGAAACCUACUUCUUUUAAUUAUAUAUUAUUGGUUUCAGAUUAUGUGGUGGUUGGAAGUGAUUCUGGAAGGAUAGUUAUCCUUGAAUACAUACCUUCAAAGAAUACUUUUGAGAAGGUAACUAAUUAAAAGCAAGAUAACAGUAUACUCAUCCAAAAGUGUAUCUCCUGAUAAAUUUGUGUAUUUCCUCAGUUCACACGGUACGUUUUUCUGCCAUUUUCUUUGUUUCAGGUUCAUCAGGAAACAUUUGGUAAAAGUGGUUGUCGCCGUAUUGUUCCAGGCCAGUACUUAGCUGUGGACCCCAAAGGUCGUGCUAUUUUGAUUGGUAUGUUCGAUUCAAUUUUCAGUAAAGAAGUACACUUACGUAUAAAAAAUACCAGAAAGACCAACAAAGACAAGUAGAAACACUCAAUCAUUGUAUUUCACUUGCAUGUACAUGUAUAUAAAAGUAGCUUUUUACAUUACGUUUUAUGAUCACCAUGAAAAAACUGAUGAUUUUUUUCUCAGUUAACAGAAAGGUGAAUGUAUGGUUUGAUGGAUUGUCUAUUGCUCUCAGUGAGGAUUCAUGUCACAUGUAUACAAAUUCAUUAACCCCUUUACCUCCCAUGAGUGACCAAGACGGAAUUUCUUGUUACAAUAUCAAUAGCAUAUCAACCAGAUAACUGAUGAGUAUAAAGAAAAAUAUCAAUUUGGGGAUAAUAAAUUGAUCCAAUACUAAAUUCUUUGAACCAACAUUAUAAAAAUUGUAUGGUUGAUAGUAAGGAGAAUUACAUAUUUGAUCUUGGAGCUGAUGAGUUCAGAUAUAGAUUACAGUGACAGGAUGAUGGCAAUUUAAUGAUAAUGAUCACGUACAUUGUUGACUCAUAAUCAACCUCAGAAAAGCAUAAACAUCAGCAGAAGGCAAACAGACAUACCCUUAAGCAUUAACCCUUGAACCCCCAGAAGUGAUUGACAUAUAAUUUCUCCUUACAAUAUCCAUUUAUUACUCAGCAAAUUGGUUAUGAGAAUACUCAAACUUAUCAGGUAAAUGUUGUUAUCUUGAUCUAACACCAAAUUCUCAGAACUAGUUUAAAACUGAAAGGGAGAAAUAACAAUCAGAUUGUAUGUGUUAAAGGGUGAAUGGUAAUAGGUUUGUGGUGCUGUGGUUUCCAUAUAUGUUCUAAUCUUCCUUGUGAGUGGUCAUAAUGCAAUAAACAUUCCAGAAUUAAUGUUAACUACAGAUGUGUAUUGCUUCAGAGUUUUAUGGUCAUUUUAAUAAUGGCAAUGAUGUAAAAAAUCUCUUGCCUCUUCCAGGUGCUGUGGAAAAACAGAAGUUAGUUUAUAUCCUGAACAGAGAUGUUGCAGCUCGCCUGACUAUUUCAUCUCCUCUUGAGGCUCACAAAUCUCACACACUGGUCUAUCAUACUGUGGGAGUUGAUGUUGGGUUUGAGAAUCCAAUGUUUGCUUGUUUAGAGAUGGAUUAUGAGGUACAAAUUUGUUUCCUGCACUGAAAAUUAACGCCGAAAAUUGAAUGUAAUUUUUAGAUGGGUGUUGACAUUUUGGUUCCUUGAUCAAGCUAACUGAAAGGGUAAUUAGUACACAUUUAGAGAAUUUGAUCAUAUACUUGACAUUCUUUUCAUGAACAUUUGGGAGAUUAUUCAACAGCAUCCAGGAGUUCUUCUUAUUUUGAGGAAAGCUAAAAAGGAAUUUUUGAAGCAAGAAAUGACUUGCAACUUAUGAGCAUUGCACCAUCAGAUUUUUCUUGUUUAUAGUAAUCACCAAACAAGUGUUGGUGUAUUGACAGAAAUAAAGAAAAAUGUUUGUACUUAUUCCUUGUUACCCUCUGUAGUGUUGUUAUUGUUACUGUUAUUGUUUCUUCCUUCCCUAUUGUAUAUCCACCCCUUUUUUAUUGCCAUUGUUACCACUAUCAUUGUAGUUCAUAACAUUUAAUGAUAUACAUUCAUCUAUUCAGGAUGCAGAUACUGACCCCACUGGGGAAGCUGUACACACCACUCAACAAACACUGACAUUUUAUGAACUAGAUUUGGGUUUGAACCAUGUGGUGCGCAAAUAUAGUGAACCUCUGGAAGAACAUGGCAACCUUCUCAUUGCAGUACCUGGUGGAAAUGAUGGGCCAAGUGGAGUGUUGGUUUGCUCUGAAAAUUAUAUCACAUACAAAAAUUUUGGGGAUCAGCCAGAUAUUCGCAUGCCCAUACCACGAAGAAAGGUUUGUGAAUAUAAAUCAUGUUGUUUCUGUGACCUACAUGUAACAAUAAAUAGCUUACACUGUGUAUCUCUAUUAAGGUAGUUGUGAAGAUUUGAAUUUUACUUUUCAUUUAGGGUUUGUUUUUCUGUUUGUUUUCAGUAUGAUCUGGAUGACCCGGAACGUGGAAUGAUCUUUGUGUGUUGGGCAACUCACAAGACCAAGGUACAUGAUUUGCAUGUUUAGUAUGAAAACACGAUAAUUACUGCUUUCAGCCUUUUUUCAAUACACUUAUUCUCUCUACAUAUAAUUUGUUUUGAUGAAUGUACAUUGUAUGUUAACACAGUUGUGAUUUUUAGCAAUAUCUGUAUGGUGUUAGUAACAGAUUUUUGUUUCCUUUAGUCCAUGUUCUUCUUCUUGGUGCAAACAGAACAAGGUGACAUUUUCAAGGUUACCAUGGAAAUUGAUGAAGAUAUGGUAAGUAAAUACAUUUAAGUAUAUGUUGCAGGUAAUUGUUCAACUGCAGGUUUAUUAUACCACUAUUAAGACUGUUCAUGCAAUAAGCUGCAUCAUGUAUGCAGUUUGAUUGGUUCCUAUGAUGUAUAAGAAAACAAAUUUAUAGUUAAUGUCACCAUUCACAUUUUUUUGUUUGUUUAUUAAGACAUAAAACAAAGAGAUACAAUGUUACCAUAGGUCUGUCUGGUAAUAGAUUCCAUGUUGUGGUGGAACCGUCAAGUAAUAGAUUACAUGUGUAUGUUCAUUAAGAUGUCACAGAUAUCAUCAAAAUGUGGUGAAAACAUCAGUGAUGCAGUUGGCUGUGCCUUGUGUGCCACUUUUAUUCUUACCAUAUUUUGAUGUCAUCUUUGAUCUCUUACUGAGCAGAAACAUGGCAUUGUAGAAUCGAUUUGUUAUUAGUAACAUCAAUAUUUGGCUGAUUUCAGGUCACAGAGAUCCGUUUGAAGUACUUUGACACAGUACCAGUUUCUACUGCCAUGUGUGUGCUCAAAACAGGUUUCCUUUUCACUGCCUCAGAGUUUGGAAAUCAGUAAGUACAGAAUCUUUUCAGUGCAAUCUGUAUGAAUAUCAAAGGCAUUGCAAGUAAACUUUUUAUUUCACAUCAUUUUUUUGUUUCCUUUGGUUCAAAACCUUUCUGUUGUUCCCUUCCUCUGAAUCCUCCAACCAAUGUCAUUCUGUAUGUUUCCCAUAUUUCAGCUAUCUGUAUCAGAUUGCACAUCUUGGUGAUGAUGAUGAUGAGCCUGAGUUCUCCAGUGCAAUGGAGCUUGAGGAGGGGACCACUUUCUUCUUUUCUCCAAGAGGUCUUAAGAAUUUGGUUCUUGUGGAUGAACUUGAGAGUUUAGCUCCAGUAAUGUCCUGCCAGGUAUGGAGUUUUUGAUUUGAUGAAGAUAAACCACUAACCUUUGUUUAUAAAAUCAGUGAAAGUACUCCAUAGCAAUCAAAAUAAUGGUCAACAAUUGCUAAAUUGUGUAGGAGAACAGCAAAAAGAUAGGAAUAGAAAUAAAAGAAUCACUUUUAUUUCUAUUCCUAUAAUUUUACUGCAUAUGUUCCAAGGUAUCACAACCAGUUACAAUUAUAGUAGUUGACACAUAUUACCAUCAUGAUGACAAGAGAAAACUGUUCACCAUGCAAUUCCACGUAAUGUAUUCCAACCCUCCUUUGCAAUGUUGCUAGCCAAGCAAUAUCAUGUAUAAAUCUGCAAUUAACAACAUUGAAUGGGGAAAGGGGGCGGGUAUUGUUGCUGCUUUUUUUAAUUUCCCUUUUGUCUUCCAAUGAACCUGGAAACACAUUUUUUGUUCAGGAUGUCUCAACCUUUCUCGCUUUUUUUGGUUGUUACAAUGAGUUUGUUUUCUUCUCUCAGAUUGCUGACUUGGCCAAUGAAGACACUCCUCAGCUGUAUGCAGCCUGUGGCAGGGGACCUCGCUCAUCAAUGAGAGUCUUGAGGCAUGGUCUGGAGGUAAUAAAAACAAUAUUUCAAAUAGUAUUAUUCUAGAAGAAUUUAUGUGUGGAGGUGUGGCUUGAAUGAAGACUUGUACUUGAAGACUUGUAGGAAAAUCUGUUAUUUUAAAUCCUCUAGGUUUCCGAAAUGGCUGUAUCAGAGCUGCCAGGUAAUCCCAAUGCUGUUUGGACAGUCAAGACACAUACUCAAGGUAGAUUUGCUGAUUCAAUAAGUUUGAUAUUGUGUGGUUUUUUGGUGAAAAAUUGCUUCGGACAUCAUUGUUUUCAUCAACAGCAUGCAGUAGCUCAGAUGGCAUGUUGGAGUUGACUUGUAACUUACAGUACAUCCUAGACAUGAGUCCAAUGUGGUUUUACUACAGAUCCUCAUAGAGAAUGCUGAAUGUUUUUGUAGCUUUGAAAUGGACUUUUAAACAACAGUUAUAGACAAACAUUGGAAGCUCCUCAUUUCAUCAAACAAGUGAAAAAAAAUUAUCGGUCCAUGCAAACUGUUCUCUGGGAGAGGGCCUCCAGUUUCAUGUAGUGUUGAUUUUUUUUUUUUUAACUUAGUAACUUAGUGUUACAGACUUUUUUUUGUAGCCUGCAUAUGGGUUAUGCUGGAAAAAAAGAACUGAUUUUCAUCUUUUGUGGUGUGGUGAUUCUGAUAACUUGUAUCCUUGCCACUAUUAUAUUGCAGAUGAAUUUGAUUCAUACAUUGUGGUGUCUUUCAUAAACGCUACCUUGGUGUUGUCUAUUGGAGAGACAGUUGAGGAAGUCACUGAUAGUGGUUUUCUUGGUACCACACCUACUCUAUCCUGCUCACAGCUUGGCGAAGAUGCUCUCUUACAGGUGUGUAAACUUAUCAGUUUAUUUUUUAAUCGUUUUGUUUUAUAACCCAUGUUAUAUUUAUGACGAUUUCUGGGCUUUUGAUUCAAAGAAUUAACGCUAUUACUGUUGUUCAGCUAAUGAAAUAAAAUAAUGUCUCUCAGGCAAACACCUUUACUGGGGUGAAAUUUUAUGGCCAUUUUCUUGUAGAGCAGGUUAUGAUAGCCGGGAUAUGAACUGUCUAAGUCUCUCAUGGUUUGCUUUAAGCGCUAAACUGAGCUUGGUAAUUUUUUCUUUUUUUAUUGUGAAACACUGACAAUAUUUAUUUGUUGCAUUUGUUAGGUUUAUUCUGAAGGCAUCCGCCACAUAAGAGCUGACAAGCGUGUAAAUGAAUGGAAAACUCCAGGAAAAAAGACAAUUGUGAAAUGUGCUGUGAACGAGAGACAAGUGAGUAGGCUUAGAACAACGAGAGACAAGUGAGUAGGCUUAGAACAACUUGCUCAGUAAACAACUGUUGGGGACAGUAGUUGCAAAAUUUGCCAUACCCUGGCUUCUUGUCUUUCAUUUUUCCUGUAAUCUGAUUGGUUAUUCUAAACAGUUCUUGAAAUCCGAUUGCUUUUUUUGUCUUUUCGUGUUGCUUUCUCAUUGCCUGGGAAAAAGAUGCAAUUUAGAACAAAAAUUGAGCGAUUCGUGAUUAAUGCGCACCUCAGAGAGCUAAUCAGAUUGCAAGGACCACUAGUGAUUUAAAAAUAGAUGUAAGAAAAGCAUUCUUUUCCAUUAAUCUUAUGCUUGAUUUGCCCUGUAGGUUGUCAUUGCUUUGACAGGAGGAGAAAUUGUUUAUUUUGAAAUGGAUCCGGUAAGCCAUUUUUUUUGCUUUCAUUUUCUUAUAACUUCAGUUACUUUCUAUCUAUGCAGUCAGUUCGGAAUGCACGGCGGAAAGUUCGGAGGCAGUGUAGCUGAGUGGUUAGGGCACUGGACUUGUAAUCUGGUGAUCCUGGGUUCAAGUCUUCCACCCUGCCUCUUACUGGAUUUAUUCUCGGUUGUCCCGAGUUCAACUCCUCGGCUGUGCGUUAUACUUGGCCAACUGGUCUGUUUCUGGCCAAUUGGGAUAUUUAAAUACUAUGUUUAUAUACCGCGUUUGUUUCAAGUUGCUUGCAUUGCCCCUGAAAAGCCCUAUUGGAAGAGUGGUCAGUUAAUGUUAUUAAUAUUAUUGUUAUUUGUACUAUCAUUACUAUUAUUAUUAUCAUUUGAUGUUUGCUGUUUCUCGUUUUCAGUCCGGCCAACUAAACGAAUAUACUGAACGAAAAGAAAUGUCCUCUGAUGUACAGUGCAUGGCUCUCGGGACGGUUCCCUCGGGAGAGCAGCGCUCUAGGUUUCUAGCCAUUGGUCUCAGUGACAACACUGUGCGGGUGAUAUCUCUUGACCCGCAGGACUGUCUACAGCCACUUAGUAUGCAGGCGUUGCCUGCCAUGCCUGAGUCACUGUGUAUUGUGGAGAUGGGUCUAGAGAGUGAAUCUGGAAGACUGGGUGGACUCUUUCUCAACAUCGGACUCUCGGUAUGUUUGUCAUAUUUUGGUUUUGCUUGUUUUUUUUCUCAGAGACCCUUCAUUAUUUAUCGCCUGAGGGGUCAGAGGAUUUUGGUCGUGUCACAAUUAAAGUUACCUUCUAAAGUCUCAUUAGUAUUCUAAUGUGCUGGAGUGACAUUCCUGUUUUCUGGUUUUCGUAGAAUGGCGUUCUUCUUCGAACAGUGUUAGAUUUAGUAACCGGAGAUCUCUCUGAUACCAGAACAAGGUAGGAAAAGAUUUGGAUCUAAAGGGUGCACAGUGGAGCCUCUAUUCAGGGAACACGUCGGGGACUAGAAAAAGUGUUCUCUCCAUCGAGGUUACCCUACAAUUAAGGAAACCUACACAGAGGUUUUAGGACGGCAUUUUUUUCAGUCAGCAGUCCUCUGAAAAAGACAUUUGUGUGUCGUUUUAGAACCUAAUCACAGAAAAACAAUGAGAGGGCUUGUCGUUUAUGUAAAGUUUAGCCGUUGUUUGGCACAAACGCGCUUUUCUUGAAUCAUCCUGGAUUAAGCUAGACGUUUUAUCUAAUCGUCGAUUUUUGUGAACAGCACCUUGAUGGCUCAGAGCUUCGUAUCUCCGAAAAAAAAAAACAAUGCAUAUGCUCCAAACAAGCCCCUUACAAAGAAUUCUCGAGGUUCAUUGCUGAUCCAAAACCUCUGCUUAAGUUCAAAUUCGUUUUAAUAUUCGGCCCUUAGUAAGCAGUAUGAAAGGGUCAAAUGCUUGUAGUGUUGUAUUUUUGCAACGAAGCUUAAGGAUUUAUACAUGCGUACAUAAGUCUAAUGCGUUUUGAGGUAAAGCACAGUUGAACAAACAGCAUUGCUUCAAAUUGCUAUUUUUUUAUUUUUUAUUCAGAUAUCUUGGUUCAAAAGCUGUGAAGUUGUUUAAAGUUCGAAUGCACGGGUCAGAUGCGGUGAGUUCCUCUAUCACUAAAAUGUGCAACCUUUUUCCUCGAAGAUAGCAUUUUUAUGUUAAUUUGAUUUUAUUAAGUGAUUUGAUAAUGUUUUUUGCCGGCGUAAAGAAUCACUGAAGGUGACGUUGCGAGCGUUAGUCCUUCGCGUAUCGCAAAGUGUCGGCAGUGUUUGGAACAUUUGAGUAAUUUUAUGCAACGAAUUCCUGUGAAGACAUCGAUCGGUAUUUCAGUUUUAUUCUGUAAUUUUGCUGGGGUUGAUUUUUCUGUUUUGUAUUUGCAGGUUCUAGCAAUGUCAAGUCGAUCAUGGUUGAGUUAUUCGUACCAGUCCAGAUUCCAUCUUACUCCACUGUCGUACGAAACGUUGGAAUACGCAUCCAGCUUCUCCUCCGAACAGUGUCCUGAGGGAAUUGUAGCCAUCUCUGCUAACACGCUGAGGUGGGCUGGGGAUAAAAUCGUUUGUCGUAAAACUCGAGGAUAAUUUCUAAUCAUAAACCGCGUAAAACCCUAACAUCAGUAUGCAUAUUCUCCAUACUGUUCACCAUACAAUUUCAAAGGUGCUGACAAGGAGAAUUUGUUAAACAAUCAAGAGCUUCUACAGUCAGUGAUCAUUUCCUUUGUUCUCUUGAUCUUGAUGUUUGAUUCAGGGGUGAUAUUGUAAGGAGAAAUUGGAUGCUAGUCACUAAUUUUCUCAAUCCUGUUAAUUGUUGUCAUUGUUUCCGUUUACUUCAUUUCUUGAAUCUCGCAAACUAAUACUUAACGAGGUUUCUCUAAAAAAAAAUUGCGACGACCCCGAAAAUAACUGAAAGUAUUCGAAGCUAGCCCUUUCGAGGAAGUAUUUUACCUCAUGGUAUGACGUAGUCUUACUAUAAGGGUUACUUAUGGACUUAAAAUCUGCUCACUCACUCGACUCUAAUUUGUAAGAUAAUUAAUUUUGCACUGAAAAUUGGAUUUAACUCGAUAUUUGUGUUGGGUAUAAUUUUGACAUCAAUAAAUUUUUACUUUAUCAUCUAACUGUUCAUUUAUUUAUGGUGAUUUUUCUUUACAGGAUUUUAGCCCUCGAGAAGCUGGGCGCAGUGUUUAAUCAAGUGGCAACUCCCUUGCGGUACACCCCAAGGAAAUUUGUCAUCCACCCCCAGAGUAACAAUUUAGUUAUCAUAGAAAGCGAUCAUAAUGCUUUCACUGAUACAGCUAAGGAAGAAAAGAAGCAGCAAAUUGCCGAGGUGAGUAGAGGAUACAACGUGCAAUUUUAUUACAUAGAGAAUUCCUUAGGAUAUGUAUGACAAACACACUCAGCACUCGAAUGUUUACGAAGUUAUGGAGCUCGAUUAUUGCAAAAAUUGAGAUUCGUAAGUGUGUCGCCGAUCAGUUACCUGCUCAAGCCUUCGUUUUUAGUGAAUACGACUUUUUGUGAAUUAUUGGUCCGCUCAUCUCUGACAAACCACUAUAGUUGGCGCAACCUCGGCCACUAUGAAGAAGGAGGUAAAUUUCUAAAGAAAAUGUGGCGUGCGUCGGUGUUAGAUUAUAACAGGGUAAUUUGAUUUUAUCAAUUGAGUCGAUGACGUAAAUGGUCACCGUUAAGAGUUUCAAAGCUUAUGUUUCGAGCGUUAGAGCAGAGGGCUAAGACUCCGACAAUUUACGUUGUCAACUCAGUUGAUAAAUUACCUCAAUUUGAAGAAGCUUUGGUUAAGAAACGCCACCAGUUAAUAUUCUACCUUUUAAUGUUGACAACUCUGUCCGGGUAAUGUUUCAGGAAAUGGUCGAGGCUGCUGGUGAUGAUGAGAAGGAGCUUGCAGCACAAAUGGCGGCUGAGUUUCUGAAUGAGGAUCUCUCUGAGCUGCAGUUUGGUGCUCCGAAAGCAGGACCUGGAAUGUGGGCAUCUUGUUUGAGAAUGCUGGACCCUAUAAAGGUUAAUCUCAUUAUUGUUUUUACGUAAGAGUGUCGUAAUUCAAAAACCAAAGUUUAAUGUAAUUUUUUAAAGCGGUCACAAUGAGCCAAUGAUAACUCAAAGGAAAGAAAAGUAAUUUCCCUGAAGCUUGGGAGAACGCGAGUUUUUCGUCGUUUUUCGUCUGUGAACCGACCAUCGCCAAGCAAAAUCAAUGCACUCUUUUUUUUACUUUAGGCCCUCAAUUGAGAAUUGCCCUUUGUGAAAAACAAUGUUUGAUUACGCCCAGAUACUGACAGAAGAGUAAAAAUAAGACGCUAAGCGGGUAUCUUCGGGAGGAGUUUCAAGGCGUUUGAGAAAUUUGAUCAUGCAAUGUGUUGUCAACAGAAACUUUCGUAUUAUUUGCAAGGCAAUCCAUGCGAAUAUUCUUUUUUUCUCUCUUCUAAUACUUAGAUUCCAAUACAUGACAAUACCUUGAACAAAGAGACUUAACCGCGUAUCAGCACUUGAGUUAAUGACUUAACGGAAGUUUUCUAUUUUUUCAGGGCGAAACAGUCGACGAAGUCCGCUUGGAUCAGAAUGAAUCUGCAGUCAGGUUAGUUUGCGCCCAGACUGUUUCAUAAAAAAAACUUGGAGUUGAAAGAAAACGGGCAUCAUUAAACAGUUGAUUGCGAUGCAGAUUUGUUCCCCCCUUGAUUCCUUAAGUUAGAUCAGGGUAAAACUUUUCAAACGUACUGAAGCGUAUGGCCUUAUUUAAAGUCCCUAACCGUUGCUCAUAUUCUGGUGAUGUGUUCCUAUUCUUUAAACCUUGGUGAUUGGUUGUUUGGUUUUGACUCCAACUUAUGUAAUACAAUGAUGAGACGUUGGGUUUUGUUCCGCAGUGUGUGUGUUUGUAACUUCACGUGUCGCCCAGACGAAACAUACGCAUUAGUUGGCACAGCUAAGGAUCUCUCACUUAACCCACGAUCAUGCGCAGGAGGCUUCAUUCACACGUACAAAAUAGCUGAGUUGAUUGAUGGGGGAUAUAAACUGGAGUUUGUACACAAGGUGAGGACUAGUUACUGCUCAAUACUCCCUAUAUCUUGUUCCAGGCGUUCAGUUAGUAAAGCGCAGCGCGAGAGUAGUAACAGAGCAAAAACCGAGGGGUUUGGGUCGGAACCCGACCCAAACCUCCCCCGUCUUUUCACUCCUCCGCUUCUGCCACGCUCCGCUAGAUAUCGCGCUUCUACUCUCUGAACGCGUGGAAUAAGCUCUACUCUUUACGAGUGGAUCGUCCCGGUAAGCGUCUCCACUCCCAUUAGUUUUGUGAUACGUUGGAUAUUCCUCUCACAUCCAAGAUUUAGAGAAAUGUCAAAUCUUUUCUUUGCCUGGUCUACGUUUCUUAUAAUUUUCCUCAGAGAAUUUAUGUGUUAAGUCAAAUAGUAUCCCUUGGUCUACAUUUUUCCUUUUUUAUCGUUACUUUGUCAGCAUAGUGGUCCCAAAAUAUCAAGCGAACUUAAUUUUUUUUUCACAAGAGCAAAUAGUUGCAUGUAUAUGUUCUCAGUAGUGCGCACUGAAAAUUUAAAGCCAGGUCGAUUUAUAUUUUGAUGUCAUGUUAUUAUAUCAAAAGCAAGCAGAGUUUAUUUUAUUUUGUUUUAUCGCUACAUUCAAUUUGGUUUGUUCGUUUUAUUUCAGACGGAAGUUGAUGAUAUUCCAGGAGCGCUGACUCCUUUUCAGGUACGUUUUUUAAAGUUCUAAUUAAAAAUUUUCUCUUUUUCUCCCUCUUUGUAAUAUUUUUGUAUCCAUGCGCGGCGCGCGUGAUUUCACGAAUUAGCCAGUCACGUCGAAGAACUCUUUCGCUGACGUAGACAUUUUUCGCGUACUUUUGUUGUGUGUUUCAUGGAGUUUUUAGUAGUAUUUGAGUUUCGUUCGCGCAAAUUUGUUUCCCUUGGUUUGGAAUUUUAAGAAGUUUUUAGAGUUUUUAUUUUAGCCAACUGAAGGAGAAGAAGAAGGAGGGUAAGGUAAUUAUUUUUUUGUGGGGGGGGCAUAAAUAUUUCAUGGGUUAUGUACUUUUGAUACUCGAAAAACAAUCGGCUUAAGCCGGCUCCACACCUUCUUAAAUCAUACUCCACGGUAAACACUAAAAACCGUCCACUGUCCCAGACUUGCUAUUCUUUAGAAAAAGUCAAAAGUAAUUUUCUUGAAGAUAAGCAUUUCGGUGUACUAGUUUUCUGUAUUUACGUCAAAACAUUAAAGAUGCUAGGGACAGCGUAAGUUUGUUCGCGUAGACCAAACGUUAGUCGUUUUUGAGCGAUAUCUCCUUCCAAAUCUAACUGAACGUGUGAUCCAAACGCUGAGUUUUAUGGACAGCACAAAAUUAGCGAUCCUUAUCCGAAGAGACUACUAGUGCAUUUACCCUUACGACGAAGAUUAACCGCAAUCUUUUCCUUUUUUAACUGACAUAAUAAGUGUCAGAUAGUGGCUUUCUUAAACUGCGGUUUACGUUAGACUUCAUUUGGAUAACAGGUCUUUUAUGCUUGUCUUAUGUGACUUUAGGGACGCCUUUUAGCUGGGGUAGGACGACUGUUACGAAUCUAUGAUCUCGGAAAAAAGAAGCUCCUUCGCAAAUGUGAAAACAAGGUAUGGCCGCCUUGGGCGUGAUCAGCACAACAGCGACGGUCUUAUGUCGACCAAUUUUGUUACCAUUGACAUCAUUUGUUUGUCAUUUUACUUAUAAAAUGAAGAAUUUUCUUUCUCAUUUAUUUUUUUUUCCAGAAAUUGCCCAACUUCAUUAUGGGUCUGAACACAAUGGGAACCCGAGUAGUCGUGAGUGAUAUUCAAGAGUCUUUUCACUUUGUUAAGUUCAAGGCUCGGGAAAAUCAUUUGGUUAUAUUUGCGGAUGAUGUAAAUCCAAGGUAUGUGAUCUUUUGUUUUACCCGCUUUUAAAAGUAACUUGCGCAAGGAGGAAACACGAGAACCCACUUAGGGCUUGUACUGAAUCUCUCAAUCUACAGUCAAGUGUACCAACCAUUAGGUUAUCACUCGUCAAAGCUGAACAGUUUUAGCAGCAAGGCAUCCGGUUAUCUUCAUUUAUAGCUCUUAGGUUAAAAAUAGACUGUUUGAUGUUGUUAUCUCGUAUUACCGAUUCCUUCAAAAACUGUAUAACAAUGCGUUUAUGUACUCUACACGUUGAGAAAAAAAACCGGAUAGGACUUGAAAUAGCGAUCGAGUGGAGGACAUGACACCUGGCUCUCUUCUUGAGAGGAUUUGGUGCAAUAUUUCAUCCAUCUCUUCAGGGGACGAGCUACUCUAGUCCUUUGAUAACGGACAUUCUGACGAAACCAAGACAUAUUUCUUUAUGUAAAGAGAGCGUUUUCCACUCAAUAAAUGCUGUGGGGGCUAUCUUUGUUAUUCAAAAAACCUACCUAAUUUAUUUACGAAUUCAGUUUUGCGAAAGAAAAUAUCUUUCCCAUCUUAGAUUACAAAUGAAUACUAUUUCGAAAGUUUGCUUGCCAUUUUUUACAAUGCCCUGUAGUAGGGAUUAUUUUGAUAAAGAAGGAAGUCCAAGAUAGUCAGUCGUUGUCGUGUGAGGAAGAGUGUUAAGUGAAAGUAUCUUCUGUUUCGCACUUGAGACACGGCAGUUGUACGUUAAGUUUGCGAAAAUUGUUUCUUUUUAUGGGUUGAAAGACAGAAGGUGGAAAUGAUAUCUGUCAGUAAUAUUGAAGUAGAGAUGAGUUGAUAAUGGAGAGCGGCACGUACAGACCCAUAAGAACACAAGCACGUUUUUUACGUUAGACUAAAGGAAACAUAACACUUUUAUUUUACGUUCUCGGUUUUAUUGCGUAAUUUUGCUGUAAUUGAAAUUUCGUCAGCUUCUGUUUUGUCCUAAAUUUGGCAUUUCAUGAUUAUCAGCGAUCAAUGCAUCAGAUUCAAUGAGCCUCCUUGAUUUUUUUCUUCUUUUUCAAUAGAAAGUUUUCAUUAUUAAUUUUAACGUCCACGUCUAAACAGCUCUGUUCUGUGCUCGAAAGAGUACCUUAAACUGAAGUUGUUAUUACAGCGUUACUUCCGUCGGAGCCAUUUCCUCUUUCUAACAAGUCUUGGAGGGCUUUUCGAAAGUCAGUUUUGAAGAAGGUGUACAACAGAGGAUUGAUUAGGGCUGUGCUAAAUUUUAAGGACAAGAGGAUGAUCCCGGCGGCGAAUGGUAUCGGAUAUUCAGGUUUUAUGUCGUCCAGCAGAGAGAUGAUAAAAUAGGGGAACCAUCCUAUCACGAAUGUAAUGGUCAUGACAGCGUAUAUUAUCAGUGCCUUUCUAUCGUUUCUUCUCCUGUUUUCCCUGUCUUGCUUCUCAAAUAAAGUCCCUUGUGUUAAGGCACGCCUAAAUUUCUUUUCCUUGUGAAUGUAAUAAAAAAUAUGGCCAUCUAUACAGGCGAUGAUGAUAAAAGGCAGAAGCGCUAACGAUAGUAAACUGAAUACCGAGUAACCAAAGUCGAAUUUUUGGGUGAGGUUUUCGUUGUCACCUAGGAUCCAUGUGAGCUGAACGAAGGAAGCGCUCAGAGAGAAAAUCCACACAGCCAUCAAUAGAGCCACUACUCGUCGCUUUGUCACCAGGAUAUUGUACUUAAAGGGUCUUUUGAUCUUAAAGUAGCGCUCCGAUGUUGCUACCAGCAGGUGAAGAAUUGUCGAGAACGACUGAAAUCGAUGGCAUAAAUCCAUGCUGGUGCAGAUGGGAUUGGAAAAAACGAUCGAGCAUAGGAGCACUAACGGGAGCGAAACAAGCCCAGCUAAGAAAUCGCUGGCUGCCAGACUUACCAAACAGUAGUUCGUCUUUGUUCGUAAAUGUUUUGUGGUCGCAAACAAUAAAAACACCAGCGAGUUCGCGCAUAUUAUAAGGACACCUUGUAAAGACAGGAAUACGAUCACUGCUUGACCGGAUUGAGUCUGAUGUAGCUUCCAACGGUUCAUCUCUUGUGUCAAAUUUCUGUUUUCCCUCCAUGUUGAGUUUUCCAUCUUUCUCCAAUUUGGUCGCCUUUAAGUUGAAACACCUGUGGGCAACCGGAUACUCGCGGCGUCUUCUGAAGUCUCUUGCAGUCGGCUAAAGGCUAGUCGUUUAUUCUACGAACGCAAAAACACGGGUAACGUUAGAUCACGGGUAAUGGGAUCACGCAGUCUGUGGUGUGGCGUGCGAGAUUCUAAGCCGACCAAACAGUUUGAAUGCAGUUUAACUCUCUCGCCGCGCAAUUUCCAAAAGUGAGUGAAGUUUGUCAUUAUGGCCGUUUAUCACGGCCAUUAGUGUGCCAAUAUUUCGUGAAAGAAAUUCAAAUUGAUGUUUACCUUUUGAAGUAUAAUUGGUAAUUGUUUUUAGGUGAUGAUGGAAAAUCCCUCAUGCCCAUAAAUCAUUGUUUCCCACGCUAAGAUAGAAAGAUGAUCUUUGAAGUGGCAUCAUGAUAGUGUGUUAUCUUUCGAACACAAGUUCCGUUGAAGAUUUUCUCUUUCUCACAUUACCUCUGUGUUCGUUGUUCUACUUGUUUUGUAUUUUUUAUUUUAGAGCGAUUUGUCAUCGUCAAGAACCGGAAAGGUUUCAUUGGCCCUGGUGAUUUCAUUUCCUGUUACAUUGUCUAUUUGGGAGUGUUAUCGUUUUGAAAUUUUGACAUUUUACAUUUUAAGAAAAACUUACGUGUACGACUGGCAUUCUGCAAAAUAUUACACGAUGGAGUCAUUUUUAUUCUUUUUGUAUUCCAUGUACAGAUGUUUUGGCGAAUUCGUGAGUAUCAAACUGUGAAACAUUGUACUCUCCUUGCCGUUUCUUCCUUUGUCUUUUCUUUUUUAAAAAGAUUCAUGGGGCAAGAUUUAAUAAAACUUUUCGCAGAUGCAACAACUAGAUAUUUCAAUUUUUUUUCCUUUGAAAGGUCCUCCCUUGGAGGAGACGAGAAAUUUCAAUUUGCGUUAAGUAAACAUUGCCACAAGUACUCUAGGUAUAUUUGAGAACGAACUUCGGCUGGUUUAAUUUUCUUAGUGUGGCAUCUACCAGCCAAAGUUUAAUUCAGAAAGGCCAAUGGAUCUCGGCAUACCUAAAAGUUUUGUAUCUGAAGUGUUUAAAUCAAGUGCAAGUAAUGUUACUUCGGUGAUUAAAAAUUUGUUGUGGCAUUUGUUGAUUCACACAACUAUUUUAGCGUCUUGGUACAAACAAGACGCAAUUUUUCGUCUGUCUUCUCCAAAGUAGUGAUUAGGCUGAUAUUCCCCGAAACAGUUAAUUUUUGUGGUUAGAUGAUGUACGUCUUUCCAAAUUAUCCGUAGUAUCUUAAAAACGGAAAAUGUGUUGCGACUGCUUUCUCCUCGCAUUAUGGUACCCAAAAAAAAAAAAAAAAAAAUUCGGGUAAAUAUGCUUUCGUUUGGUUUGGCGAAUCAUGUUGCUUAAGAGCUUGUUCGUUUUGCUCUCGACAUGUUUUUUGGCUUAAGCGGACCACCUGUCACAAAUCGCUUUCUCUCAAGUAUCUUCCUGUUUUUAGAAAGGGAGAAUCUUUCUUUCUUGCCACUAUUUAAACUAAUCGUAUUAAAAAUACAAAUUACAAGACAGCCUUCCCGUGGGCGAAACGCAUUUUGAUAGUUAAAGGCGCUAAUGGCACAGCAUUUCAGAGGUUGACGGGCGUGCCAACUUGAGCGAAAACGACCUCGCUGAGAUGAUUGCCAUCAAUUUUGAUAAUCGUUACUUUUACCUUGAAAAUUUUCCCAUCUUUGUGUAUGAAAUCACAAUUUUUUUCCUGAAGUAUUUGAGGUGAAAAUUUUCUUGGGGGUUAAAGUUGUCAAUAGUUGAAAUUUCCUUCAGUCCAAUAUGCUUCUUCUUGUGCAAUAUUUAUCUGCCUGAAGCAGGUGACGAGAAGGUAAUAACUUAACCGUAACACAAAAAUUUCGAGAGGCCCUUAAAAAUAAUAAACAUAGUGGGAAUUUCUUGGAAAAGGAAAAAGAACAAUGAAAACUCAAUUUCUCUAUUCCCGGUUUUCGUCGAGAAGAGUGUCACUUUGUGCAAACACUCGAGCUUUGAACAUGAUUAAGUUUUAUUUUUAGCUUUCACUUGUCAACAAACUUUUUUUUGUUUUACUCUUGGAAUUAAUUUUCAAAAUUUCGCUUUACGUCAUUUAGUUUCGUUUGCAAAUUUUGACGCGGCGCAGAUGUUCCCGGGUAAGAAUGUGCUGCGGUUUAUUUUUUGGGUAAAAACACGAAAAACAAAACUCCUCUCUCGGAGUUCCAUCUUUCCGAUUCUUUGUAUCAAUUUUUUUCAUCUCUUUGUCAGCAUAUUUUUAUUUUCGUUUGAUAGCGUUUAAAAACACUGAGGCCCAGCUCAAUUGGCCGGGACAGAAUGUGUAAUUAUAGCCUCACAGAAUGACGCCAUAGUAACUCCUUCGAUAAAGAGCGACAUCUCUCUUUCGAAAAAGUCUGCCACGAAAUGGGAAAUUUGCUAGUGAAGCGAUGAACUUUUCGAGUAAGCUCUUGUCCUCUUACCUUCUUUUGGAUCAACCACUCUCGCUCUUCGCAUCAAGCACAGACGGCAGUCAAAUAUUGGCGUUAAUUUGUUUUUAGAGUAUUUUGUUUAUAUUCACUUGUUUUUGGCGCCUGUUUAGCACCCUAUUCUGUUACUUUGUAAGGAGCUUUUGAGCAGACCUCUGUGGAGACGGAUAUUGCUUGCAACGCUGAGUAAAAUUUAUCCCAUUGUGAAUUGCAAUUAUGCACUGCUGGCGAGCAGGUCCAGUGGGCAGUCACGCUGCUUGUGGCAAUGUGUGUGGUUCGCUGAUUAAUUAGCACGGCGCCUUGACAUCAAAAUCUCAUCACUCGUUGUUUUAAUUUCGAUCGUUUAGUGACACGAUAGGUGAUUGUACGCGGAAUCACACACAGAUUUGGCCCAAAGUUCGCAUUUAGGCAGGCAAGGCAAAUCCUCCCCGGGAUUACAAAAAUUUAUGUAAUUGUAUUUCUCUGCAACAGCGAGCGUAACAUUUCUUUCCUUAAGGUAUGCUGGAAGUAACCUAGAUUUGUUAUUCUUGAACCUUUGCCAUUGUCACAGUUUUAUUUGUGUGCUUUUUUUUCCCAAGAACAAUAUUUACUCAAAAAUAUUUUUCUCAAACCUUUUUAUAGUUAAUAUUCAGUUGGGAGACUUCAGUAACGGAAAUUGGAAAUUUUGCUCAUCGACAUGAAAUUUUUCCUCAGGUAUAACGGACUAAAACUUCGUCGCAUGUUUAUUCGAGGCUAGCCAUAUCUUUAGAACGACGAAGUGAAAGGAAAGUCGAUAUAUAAGUGCGUUCACUUAGAAUUUAGCCUCUCAGUAAAAGAUCACCGAAAGGGCUCUCAAAUGUACGAAAUUUGACAAAACCUUGUAAGCAUAUUUCAGAUGUAAAUUUAUCUAUUGACAUUGUUCAACUCAGCUUUUGUUUUCACAUAUUUCCUGAAUACGUCAGGAGCUCAGUGAUAAUUAAUUGCACCCUAUAAAUCGCGAUUCGUAUUCCUUCUACCGGCUUCAAGCUGGUGGUAGUGUUAAAAGUUUACGGUUUGAACUUGGCAGCUAACCGUAAACCGUUGUUGCGAGCUCAUUAGCGGUGACCAAAGUUAGUGAGAUUCCAUUGCUUUUUUACAUGGCAUAUGGCUUGAUUGGAAAAUGUCGUAGUUGAUUGUUCCAGUUCUACCUUCCGAUUGGUUUCAUUGUCUAAGUGGCCCCAGUUUAAGAAAAUGCACGGGAAAGGCUGGUUUACACAGGCGACAGAGUCGAGGUUAAUUUGAAAAUCGGGGUCUGAGGUGCAGUCAUAAGCUCGAUGAAACCGGAGUCAGAAGAAAUAGAAUCAGAACGGUUUCAUUUGAUUUUCGAUUGCUCUCAUGACUCGGAUGUGUAUGAUCAAAUGAAAAUUAAACGCAGAAGCAGAGGAGCCGGCCAAUCACAAUACGAGUUCUCAGGACAUCCGUGGCUUAUUUAGUUUUCACAAAUCAUUAGCAACAGAGUUACAAGCGUGAUUUUCACUUGAACAUGUCCCUCUUCGCAUCUGAAAACGACCCCUUAACAUGAGUUUAACUGAAAGCUGGUUACGGAAAGUCUACUGUCGCUUUUUAGAUCUUUCACUGCCGUCUGUGUAGCUUGCGUGCAGGCUCUCGUAUUUGGGUCUCGCCUUAGGGCUCUUUUUCAGACACGGCCGACUAUUGCUCCAUCGGCAGCCGCUCAUGGAAAAAGUUAUUAAAACCUCUGCAUUAUUGAGAAGCAGCCUCAAUAGUUUUAACAAUGCUUACAUUGAAUCGUUCUCUUUUCAGGUGGCUAACCUGCUGUUGUUACUUAGACUACGACACUGUUGCAGGCGCUGACAAAUUUGGUAACGUCUUCGUGGUGAGUAUGUCCUUUACUUGUUAUUGUCUAAGAUGUGUCCUUUGCAGCCUGUUUUUUUUUCUCGUGGUCUUUAGCAAACUAAUUCAGGAACGUAAAUUGGCCACCGUUAAAAGUUUUUAAAGCUGACAUUUCGAGCGCUCUGUCGACGGAUUCACGCGCGAAAUGUCAGCUUAAGAAACUCUAUGCAGUGGCCAAUUCAACGCAGCUGAUGAAACUAAAUUAUCUUGGAAUAACCCUUACCCUAGCUCUACCACACUUUCUCUAGAAACUUACCACUAUAGCAAAAUUCUUGAACAUGAUUGGUUAUCACCAGACCUAUUUGAGCACUUAUAGGACAGAUCACACGUCAUACCUGUGCAAGUGGACAGAAUGGGUCAUGUACACGCCCUAUUGUGUCGCAUUUCCCUGAGUUAACUUAGGUGAUGUAGGUUAAUGUAGGUACGGCUAUUGUGAUCUCUACCAAAUUCUGUUUGUAAUCACAAUUUUCAUUUUUAUUAAAUUCAGGUUCGCCUCCCGUCCAGCAUAAGUGAUGAGGUUGAUGAAGACCCUACAGGUACUAAAGCUUUCUGGGAUCGUGGGCUCUUAAACGGCGCUCCCCAAAAGGUACGUUGCGAGCUAGGUGGCCGUGAAGACUGUGGCACACAUGCUAAUGCUUAGGCGACGCUAAACUGCGUUUUGGUUUCUAUGGUUACGCCUAUGGUUGACAUUAAUCCAUAUAACUUGUACAAUGAGAACGGAAAUUUUUAAAAUGCUUUGCAGAGUGGAUUAAGUAGAAAACACCAUAUUUAUAUGUGUUGUAUAUUUCAAAUCGGAGCUCUUUGAAAACCAUGCGUAACUGCUUUACAUUUUGUUUGGGAUGAUUUUAAGGAGCUGAUUUCGCGUAUGCUCAUCGGAUUUUUCAAGCAUCCAGGCUCAUGUGCACGAAACUCAUUUUAAUAGUGAUCCAGAGUGGACAGAAAUUUUUUUCUUGCGUUAUCGAAUUUUCUGGUUAAAUGCUUGAGAUUUAAGAUUCUGGCAAAGAACGGGCAACUUGUUUGCACGCCAACCAAAUUUUACUGACUAUUGUUAUUGCAGAAAAUAUGUCAGUUUGAAACUGUGAAGCAACAGCAUUAAAUGAAAACGUUCUCUACUCGCAUAAUUUUUAGUGCCCCUACCUUACCUAAUGACAACAACUUUGGUUAUUCAUGCUUGAUAUUUCCUUGUUUCACAAAUGGCAGUAUUUUUUCUUGAACAGGUGGAGACGCUGUGUAACUAUCACGUCGGUGAAACAGUCCUGUCGUUGCAAAAGGCCACUCUGAUCCCCGGAGGGUCCGAGUCGUUAGUUUUCACCACCCUGUCAGGAGGUAUUGGUAUGCUGGUGCCGUUCACAUCAAGAGAGGUACAACAUCCCUCCCUUCGCCACCUUUUUGUUAUUUAUCUUUCCUGUCUUUUUUGCUUGUUUAUUUUUUUUCUGUUUUCCUUUUUAUUUGUCACUACACAAAAAAAUGCUGUUUUUACAAGCUAUGAGGUAGACAGAGAGUUUCUGCUCGCUGAAUCUGUUCGAGGACUAUGUCUAGUCGCAUCCUUUAUAAAAGUAUCGCGAUAGAAAGCAAUAGCGAAUGUCAUACUACAAAAUGUAAAUGGACUUUUUGUUUGUUUGGAGACCCGUUGACCUUUUCCUAGAACCUCUUUUGUUGUCACUUCUAGAAUUACAAACAAUCAGGCAGACGAACAGCUGGGCAGACGAAGGGAAACAAGCAAGCAAAUAAGCUUUGAUCAAAACAGUACCGUUGUGGCUUUUGCCAUAUGUACUAUACAUAGCAAUUUAAACAAAUAUUUAAAUAGGUACGUAUUUUUCAUUUUUUUGUUGUAAUUUUUUUCUAGGACAUUGACUUUUUCCAGCACCUUGAAAUGCACUUGCGCGCUGAGCAGCCGUCCCUGUGUGGCCGCGAUCAUCUGUCGUACAGAUCUUACUACAUGCCAGUCAAGGUUGGUGGCCGUUUAUAAAAAGCCUACCUUUCAACGGUCUCAAGGUCAUAUAAUCAUUCCAAGUUAAUUGCGAUUAUAUCAGAAUGAGCGCUUCUCAAUUAAGUGUCGUAAAACCAAGCCAGAAGUGAACAGUCGAUAAAUGAAAGAAAACAAACUUAACUUAACUUAACUUAAACUUGCUUCAAGCGUAGGAAAAUGCGAGUUAAAACUCUCUAUUGAUUUAAUUUAUACAUUUUGCUUUCGGUUAGAGGGGAGGGGAGGGCGAUGCGAAUUCUUUUAACCAAGCAAAAAGUGUAACAAAAUAGAAACGGUCAUUCCUCGGAUUACUUUGGGGACUCAGUUGAAAAUUGCACCUUCGUUUUAUUUAAAUUUUUUUCUUACUUGCGUUUCCGGUAUCAGUAAUGUUGGAAAAUUUGCAUGUGGCUAUGAGGUGGGAUUUGUGUAUUUUUGGAUUUUUACAGAUGCACGUGUUUUCUAUCAUUUUUGUAUUACAGAGCGUGAUUGAUGGAGAUCUCUGUGAAUUUUUUAAUUCUUUGGAUUCUUCUAAACGACGCAACAUUGCCGAAGAACUCGAUCGUACACCAGCCGAGGUAUUUUCAAAGCAAUAUUUGCCUAAAACUCUGUCCGAAAAAGAGACAGGUGUUAUGCUGAAUUCUUGGCCUUUAAAGGAAACUUAAAAUCUGUCUACUGAACACAGCUAUUGUUAAUGAAGUGAACAUGACGAUGAGCAAUAAAUAAACAUGCGGUUUUUUGCUUAGGUGUCCAAGAAGCUUGAAGAUUUGAGAACACGUUACGCUUUUUAGGAGUGGAAAGGAAAACCAGCAAUCUUACGACGGAGAUUGAUUUUUGUAGCAGCUACAAGCGGAAAUCGGUAGUUUUUGGAGACGUUUGGCGAGACACGAUGUUCUUUAAAAUUGUCUUCUUUCACUUUUGUAUUUAAAACGAGUCAUAUGCAGUGAACAUGUAUUUUUUAGUGAGCUCAUUCAAGAUCCAAGCCGCUUUACGAACUACUCCUUGUAUGAUUGAAUAGUAGCUGUAGAAAUAUUUGUUUGUAACCCUGCCUUGAUGUAAUGUACAUUGUUCAUUUUAGCACUAAAUUGAUUUUGUUAAAUUUUGUCCAGACUGCUUGAUCUCAAUUGCUCUUUUCCGAAGCAAAGAUGCCAUCAAAGUAACAGGUAGAAACUUUGCAUACUCGUGAUUAUACCUGUGUACACUAUGAAAAAAAGAGAUUAAGUUUAAACGUCUGUCAGUCGUGUUAUUCUUCCAUCGGUUCCAAUUUUUGUGGUUUUUCCCAGCUUUUCCCCCCAUUAAUUUCGUCCUUUUCUAUGAGAUACGCGUGCGCC
Pocillopora meandrina is the source of this 22686-nucleotide messenger RNA. The record is from the annotation of a GenBank genome assembly. Lineage: Eukaryota; Metazoa; Cnidaria; Anthozoa; Scleractinia; Pocilloporidae.